AUGCCGUCUCCAGACCAGCACAAGCAGCGGCUGUCGUCGUGCGGCACGGGCUUCAACGUACGUCUAUGGUGCAACAAAGACCCGUGCGGUAUCGUGUGUGCUGUCAUCUCGUGGCUGCUGGUGCUCUACGCCGAGUACACUAUAGUGGGCGUUGUAGUGUACCCAUGGAUGGGUCUCUCACCUCUGAGUCUGCUUCAUAUCGUCUUGUUCUCGGGCAUUUGCUUCUUGACGCUUGCGUCCCAUGGAAAAGCAAUGCUAACCGAUCCAGGAGCUGUUCCAGAGUCGGCGCUGCCGCUGGCGUUGGCCCAUGCAUCAAAGGACGAGAUACAGAGACUAGAAGAGCAGAAAUACAGGACGUGUCGCCGGUGUCGUCAGUUCAAACCAAGGCGGGCGCAUCACUGCUCGGUCUGUAAUCGCUGCGUCAUCAAGAUGGACCACCAUUGUCCCUGGGUGAACAACUGUGUAGGUCUGGGCAACCACAAGUUCUUCCUGCUCUUCAUCUUCUACGUUUUCAUCCUGUCUGUCUACGCGCUGACGCUCGUGUUCUUCCGCUAUGCCAAAUGCAUAAACGAAUCAUGUCCUUCUUAUGGAGCAAUUCGAGUAGUCUGCUUGAUUAUGGAAUCCGUACUGUUUGGACUUUUCACCAUGUGCAUGAUGUGCGACCAGUACAGCGUGAUCACUACAGGAACGACGCAAAUUGACCGUUUAAAGGGCGAGGUAUCAGCUAGCCUAGGUCUGCGCGAAGUAUUUGGCGGUGCAGACUGCAAGUUUGCAUUGCAUUGGCUCCUUCCAGUAAACAUUUGGUUUCCCUCGUCUGUCAAGAACCAGGUUUUGGGCUACGUAUUGGAGCACGAGCUGAUCGUUUCCGAGGAUGAAGCCACAGAAAUGGAUACGUUUCUGGAAGACGACAGCGUACCUGACUCUACCGUCACGAUGACAACAGAAACGCUGGAGGGAGGGUGGUCGGUGGAGAAACGAGUGCCGGCUUCUGACACCUCGGACAUCGUGUAG
Molecule: messenger RNA, 1011 nt
Organism: Peronospora matthiolae
Lineage: Eukaryota; Oomycota; Peronosporomycetes; Peronosporales; Peronosporaceae
Source: the annotation of a GenBank genome assembly